Messenger RNA from Paramisgurnus dabryanus, 2422 nucleotides. The record is from RefSeq and is a predicted model, not a curated record. Lineage: Eukaryota; Metazoa; Chordata; Actinopteri; Cypriniformes; Cobitidae.
ACCCACAUUGCUAGGACCAGACUACUUCGUUCUAAUAAAACUAUCACUGCGUAUUAUAUAUAUAUUAUGUGCGUUUAUUUUAUAAGCUGUUUGUUAAUAAAGCGGAACUGAAAACAAUUUCGUCACCGCCCACAAAUGUGAAAGUGAAACCAAAAGUGGCAGUCCGACAUGCUAUGGCGCUCUUAAAGGAUUGAUAAAAACAGCUUAUGUUUACAUUUAAAGAUGGUGCCCAAGACUCAACCCUUAUCCACUGCUACAUUAAUAGCACUUAUCUAUCUGCUGUGCUGUGAUCUUAUCCUCUGGGUUUGUGUAUGGGCUGUGUUGCUGAGGUUGGAUGGAGAAGGCAGCCUGGAUAUAAGGUGCCUGUGGGCUUUCAGGACCAUCAGCUGGGCUCUGCUUUAUUCAGUGAGCACACUGGUUGCUGACAACAGUGUCCAUUCCCUCCUGAAGAGAUGGGUAGCCUUAUUGAGCUUCUUACCUGCGGUGUUUGACAGUGUACAGACAAUGCUGCCUGGGACUGUAAGAGGUUUUAGCCCUGUUCCUGAUCCUGGCAUGGUGAUCCUGAGCUCUGCCACAUCUACUAUUGUAUAUAUGGUGCUGGAGAUGGCCUUCCCACGUGGUGGAUCAGCUAAGGGUGCCAGAAACCAGAAAAAAGAUGAAGAAGCCAAAGCUCUCCUGAAAAGAGUAAUUUGGUACUCCAGACCAGACUAUUUUCAUCUAGGGACUGCCUUCCUCUUCCUCAGCCUGGCAGCGUUGUUUGAGACGUUCAUUCCAUACAGUGUUGGAAAAGUUAUUGACUUACUGAGUGGAAAAUACCAACACAAGAACUUUUUGUGGGCUGUUGGACUCAUGGCACUUUGCUCACUAGGAAGUUCUAUGUUCGGUGGUCUGCGUGGGGGGAUGUUCAUGUGUAGCCUCAGCAGACUCAACAAAAGAAUCCGACACAUGCUGUUUCAAAACCUCAUGAAACAGGAGAUAAACUUCUUCGAAGAAAACAAACCAGGAAGUCUCAGUUCACGUUUGGUCUCUGACACGGAUAAGAUGGGCCGUUCUGUCGCCAUGAACGUAAACGUGUUACUGCGCAGUCUGGUGAAAACAUGUGGCAUGCUGUACUUUAUGCUGGGCCUGUCCUGGCAGUUAACACUCCUCACAUGCAUAGAGAUGCCUGUUCUUGCUUUCAUUCAAAAUUCAUACAACAACUUCUCACAGAAAACAUCCAGAGAAAUUCAGGACUGCAAUGCAGAGAUUGGGAAUUUGGCGUCUUCUGUCAUUGGGUCUAUAAAGACGGUACGCAGUUGUAAAGCAGAGGCUCAGGAGAAGAGAAGAUAUGAACAGGCUUUGAACAAUAAGCUUCAGUUGUUGAAACGAAAGGGCAUCUACAGUGCUGUUCACCUUUUAAUACGAAGGUUUAUUACAUUGGGCUUGAGGGUGGCAAUGCUGUUCCAAGGUCGAAAUCUCAUCUCCUCUGGACAGCUAAGCAGUGGCAGCCUCCUUGCAUUCGUGUUGUACCAGAAGGACAUGGUGACUAACAUGAAGCAACUUGUAUAUAUCUAUGGAGACAUGUUGAACACUGUCGGCUCAGCAGUAAAAGUCUUCCAGCUGCUUGAUAGGAAGCCACAAAUGAGAGAGGCAGAAGAUCUGGCACCCGAGAAACUCACAGGAAGACUCACUUUUGAAAAUGUCACCUUUUCUUACAGCACACGGCCUGAUAAUAAAGCCCUUGAGUCUGUGACUUUAGAAUUGAGUCCGGGGAAGGUGACAGCAUUGGUGGGACCUUCUGGUGGUGGGAAGACUUCUUGUGUUUGUUUGCUGCAGCGAUUUUAUGAACCACAGGAGGGUGAGGUGUUGCUGGAUGGAGAACCUCUAUAUCGCUAUCAACACAAUUACUUCCACCAAAAGGUGGCGAUGGUAUCCCAGGAUCCUGUGCUUUUCUCUGGCUCCGUGAGACAUAAUAUUGAGUACGGAUUAGAGGAUUGUUCCCUCGAAAGAGUCAAAGAAGCUGCUCGGAAAGCCAAUGCACACCAGUUCAUAUGCAACCUAGAGCAGGGAUAUGACACGGAUGUUGGUGAAUGUGGUGACCAGCUGUCUGCAGGACAGAAGCAGUGUAUUGCUUUAGCCAGAGCUCUGAUAAGGAAACCGCAGAUUCUGAUCUUAGAUGAGGCAACCAGCCACAUGGACUGCAGCACACAACAAGCAAUUCAAGAUGUGCUCAAUAACAUAACAGAUCAGACAGUAUUGGUGGUAGCUCAUCGUUUGGAGACUGUGGAGAAAGCACACCACAUUAUCUUCAUGGAAGAUGGAAAGGUUGUGGAAGAGGGAACUCACCAGCAGCUAAUGGCUGAUCAGAAUGGAAGAUAUUAUCGACUUAAGGAAAAACUCUUUAAUACUGAGCCACAACCAGCGGAGUGAGACAGACAUUGAU